Messenger RNA from Mugil cephalus (flathead mullet), 2639 nucleotides. RefSeq names its product protein adenylyltransferase SelO-like. The record is from RefSeq and is a predicted model, not a curated record. Lineage: Eukaryota; Metazoa; Chordata; Actinopteri; Mugiliformes; Mugilidae. The transcript is spliced from 19 exons. The coding region runs from base 730 to 2484 and encodes 584 amino acids.
GAAGCGGAGUAGGAAGGAAGCGAAGAAAGUUUAAAGAUGCAUGAAGAAAUGAUUUUUUUGUUGAAAUUAGGCAUUCGUUUUUCAAUUGUUUUACUUUAAAGUCUUAAAAAUAUAUUCAAAAAAACGCGUCUCCAGGAAGUAUUUUCGUAUUUAGACCGCGGCUAGUAGCUAGGUUGCUAACAGAUAAGCUAGCUUUACCUAUUUAUUUACAAAACAGCUGGACUAUUACGCCUAAUAAACGAACCUAACAUCAAAUAAAUCGUCAUAUUUCUCGGUGUUUUUAAUGUUACACUGUAGAAUUUACGGCCAAAUUUAAGAUUUCGUCUCAGUCCUGUUUGACUUGAUGCUUUAAAGUUACUUUAAAAACUGACAUGCUAUCAGAAGGAAAGUUAGCUUCGGGAUCAGGUCAUUUGUUUGCACUAUACAAGCAUUUUAACUUAAAUUAUGAUCUUUUUAUUCACUUUUGUGAGGUUUUUUUUCUCUCUCCAGCCAACAGGUUACAGUAGUACCUCUCACACAAUGGCUGCAACAUUAAAACACCAUGUUAAUCAAUUAAUGCUAUUUUUGUAACCUACUCUUGGUUGUACUUUUCAUUCCAGUCACCUUUUUGUGGACUUACUCAAACACUAUUUUGAAUGAAUGACUUUUCAAACAAUUUCCUUUCAAUUUAUUUGAGCUGCAUAACUGCAUCCAGAGCAGAUCCACGUAAAACAACUGCACUGUCUGGAAAUGUGGAGCAGCAUCUGCAGACCAAUGCUCUUUGCUCUGGUAGUAGCAUUGGGUGUCGCACAUGUGCAUGUCCUGGAGUUCUGCCAAAGCACUGAUCCCGAUUGUCACGGCCAUGAUGACACAAAAACAAACAGCCCACUGUCGCCACAAACUCUCACGUCCAGGUGUAAUGUUUCAAACCUCAUACACAACCUGGGACAGUUCAGAGUGUCCUGCAAGAAGCUAAUAGAAGCAUUCCCGAUCGAUGAGGUCGAUGGCAACUUUGUUCGGACUGUGAAGAACUGCAUAUUUUCCCAAUCCAUUCCAACCCCACUAAAAGGCCCUCUAAGGCUGGCGGCAGUGUCUAAGGACGUCAUCGAGGGGAUUUUAGAUCUGGACAUGGCUGUAACACGGUCAGAUGAUUUCCUGCAUUAUGCGAGCGGUGGCAAACUGCUGCCCGGGUCCGUACCACUGGCUCACAGAUACGGAGGUCAUCAGUUCGGGUACUGGGCAGGUCAACUGGGUGACGGUCGAGCACAUUUACUUGGUCAAUACUCAAACAGGAAGGGGGAAAUAUGGGAACUGCAGCUCAAAGGUUCUGGGAGAACUCCAUAUUCAAGGUCCGGAGACGGUCGAGCUGUUGUUCGCUCUUCUGUCAGGGAGUUCCUGUGCAGUGAGGCCAUGUAUUUCCUGGGCGUUCCCACCAGCAGGGCCGCAAGUUUAAUACUAAGUGAGGAGCCGGUGUUAAGAGACCAGUUCUACAAUGGAAAUGUGAAAAAGGAGAGAGGAGCCGUCGUUCUCCGAGUGGCCAAGUCGUGGUUUCGCAUUGGCUCCUUAGAAAUAUUGUCCCAAAGCGGAGAAACAGAUCUUCUGAGAAAGCUGCUGAAUUUUAUCAUCGAUGAACAUUUUCCUUCUGUGAGUGUGGACGACCCCCAGAAAUAUUUGGCGUUUUAUUCCACGGUUGUGAAUGAAACAGCACAUCUAAUCGCUCAGUGGAUGUCUGUUGGAUUUGCACAUGGUGUUUGCAACACUGACAACUUCAGCCUCCUUUCUAUCACCAUCGACUACGGACCGUUUGGCUUCAUGGACUCAUAUAACCCCAAUUUUGUCCCGAACUCGUCCGAUGAUGAGGGUAGAUACAGCGUAGGGGCUCAGGCAGACGUCGGCCGGUUCAACCUGGAGAAGCUCCUGUCGGCCCUGAGUCCUGUACUCAGAGAAAAGCAGCAGAAGCAGGCUAAAAUCGUCUUAAAAGGAUACAUAGAUGUUUACCAGAUGAGGAUUCACCAGAUUUUUAAAGAGAAACUGGGUCUUCUUGGUGAAGAGGAGGAUGACGGCUACCUCAUUGCCCUCCUCCUUGAUAUGAUGGAGGACACGCGGUCAGACUUCACCAUGACCUUCAGGCAGCUCAGUGAAGCUUCAGCCGAGCAGCUCCACAACAGAGACUUCACACAGAUGUGGGCUCUUGCUGAUCUGUCGUCACACGAGCAGUUUUCUGAAUGGCUCAACAUGUACCUGCAUCGCCUCAGUAGACAGCAGAAUGAUAGUGACUUGGAUCGUCAACACAGGAUGAAAGAUGUAAACCCUAGAUACGUGCUGAGAAACUGGAUGGCAGAGUCGGCCAUAAAGAAAGCUGAGAUGAACGAUUUUUCCGAGGUGGAGCUGCUGCACCAUAUCCUGUCUUCUCCUUUUGUUACACAAGCAGCUGCAGAGGAGGCGGGUUAUGCAGCAAGACCCCCGUGGUGGGCUGAGAGCUUAAAUGUCAGCUGUUCUUCAUGAGCAAAGAAAAACAGUAAAAUGAAGAACAUCAUACCUGUUUCAUAUUUUGGUUUAUUCUGUCGUGUCUGUGGAAUCGAUUUGCUCGGAUGCAGACAUGGCCGAAUAUCAGAUGUAAUUCUCAGUUGCCGCAGAAAAAUAAAGCACAUGAAACUGGA